Molecule: messenger RNA, 1529 nt
Organism: Fopius arisanus
Lineage: Eukaryota; Metazoa; Arthropoda; Insecta; Hymenoptera; Braconidae
Product: putative protein FAM10A4
Exons: 4
Coding region: 1-1065 (354 amino acids)
Molecular function (GO): Hsp70 protein binding
Source: RefSeq, a predicted model, not a curated record
AUGAAUAUCUCUCAGGGAGAAUCAAAGGCAACGAAUUCACGAGUUUAUAUUUCAUCAUCAUUAUUGUCUGAUUCAGUAUUACAUGAAAAACUACUGAAAUUUCUAUCUGAAUAUUUGAAGAGUGUAAACAAAUUUUUGUUGAGCUACGUGAAGGGAAUACAAUUCAAAUCUUUUAUUACAAAUGAAACGGCAUCUGUUCUAGCACCAGACAAUGACCCCCCUCAGAAGAUGGGCAAUCUCUCCCUUCAACCAACAGAAGAAGAAAUAGCGGAAGCUCAAUCAAAACGUUCAGAAGCAGUGUCAGCCUUCUCAGAGAAAGAUUACGAAAAGGCAUUGGCUCUUUACACAGAAGCAAUAACUCUGAAUCCCCAAGCAACCCUUUUAUAUGCUAAACGUGGUCAAAUUUAUCUUCUACUGAGUAAACCAAAUGCUUGCAUCCGUGACUGCGACAGAGCUAUCGAUCUCAACCCAGACAGUGCAGCAGCCCACAAAUUUCGAGGUCGUGCCCAUCAACUCCUGGGUAAUUGGGAAGAAGCAGCAACUGAUCUUCGACUCGCGUGUCAAUUCGAUUUUGACGAACAGGCAGACGAGUGGCUUCGUGAAGUUACACCCAAUGCACGUAAAAUCGAGGAGCACAAGCGUAAGAAAGAGCGCAGAGCUCUGGAGAAGAAGGAAAAAUCUUAUCAGAAAGCACAGAGACAAGCACGUGAGGCAGCCAAAGCACGUGAAGCGAACUCACGUCCAUCACAAACCGAUGAUGGACCAGGAAAAACAGGCAUGGGUGAUUUCUAUCAGUAUCUCAAUGAUCCUGAAGUUCUCGCGGCAUUCCAGGAUCCUGAGGUAUCAGCUGCUUUUCUCGACAUCUCAUCGAAUCCAGCAAAUAUUCUGAAGUAUCAGAAGAAUCAAAAAGUCAUGGAUUUGAUCAACAAAGUGGCCUCAAAGUUUGGUGGUGCAAGUGGCUUCGCCGGAAUGACAGAUCAGAUGCCUAGUGGAUUCUUUGGUGGUACUGAUGCGCCACCAAAGCCAUCUGCACCGAGAAGCGAUGACGAUGUUGGCCUUGACUAAAAGUGCAUUAUACCCCACUUGAAAUCUCUUGUUUACCUUUCACUCAAGUUCAUUGUCGCAAAGCAUUGUUUUUUUUUUAUUAAUUCCUUCUAAUGCUGUCUACUUACCAUUCCCGGGAUAAUUACUGCUUAAAUCGUAAUGAUGAAAUACGAUUAAACAUUGAAUAUGUAUGAAAUUGUUUACCAUCCAUAUACUAAUGUAUAUAUCGACGAGUUCAUUUGUACUUUUGCGAAGAUUGAUACAAGGACACAUUGUAUUCUAUUACUUUUAUAAAAAGAGAGUGGGAGAGCGGGUAUAACUUUUAGCAUUAAUAAUCAGCACUCCGAACAGUGAUGACCGACUAAAAGGAGAGAAUCUUUUUUUAAUACGGAGUGCUCUUACUUAAGAUAUAAUAUGUAUCUUUCACCAUGAACCAACAUAUUCAAAAUAAAACCAUGUUUAAAACAAAAUUAAUCGAACAAUAA